AUGAUAUUGGCCUAUGCCCUGGUCGGCACAGCCCUUGCCAAUCCCCUCGGAGCCCGCCAAGCAGCCCAGGACUUCACGGGAAACACACAAAAUGGCCUCAUGCAGGGAGCAUGCAAAUCUGCCAUCGUUAUAUUCGCGCGUGGCACCACCGAGGGGGGUAAUGUAGGCACCCUUGCCGGUCCUCCCACCUUCCAGGCUAUCGCUCAGAAAAUUGGCCCUCAGAAUUUGGCUGUCCAGGGGGUUGAAUAUCCCGCUGAUGUGCCUGGCUUCUUGGACGGGGGUGACAAGGCGGGUUCGAAAACUAUGGCGGAUUUGGUUACUAAGGCGAUAUCGACGUGCCCUAAAUCCAAUAUCGUCAUGGCAGGAUACUCGCAAGGCUGUCAACUUGUGCACAAUGCUGCGAAGGCGCUGCCUGCUGCGACCACUGGCAAGACGGCAGCGCUGUGCUUCGGAGAUCCUGAUAACGGUCAACCUGUCCAGGGCGUCCCGGCCGCCAAAACCAAGAUCAUCUGCCAUGCGGACGAUAACAUUUGCCAAGGUGGGAGUCAGAUUAAGCAGGCACAUCUGACAUACGGAAAACAGGACGCGGGCGAGGCAGCUUCGUUCGUCGCUUCUCUUGUCGCGGCUGGGAACGGGACAACUGGUGCUGCCACAGGUCGGCAGAAGCACUAG
This is a messenger RNA of Pseudomassariella vexata, 672 nucleotides long. Its product is annotated as cutinase-domain-containing protein. NCBI's taxonomy places the organism in Eukaryota, Fungi, Ascomycota, Sordariomycetes, Amphisphaeriales, Pseudomassariaceae. The record is from RefSeq and is a predicted model, not a curated record. Gene Ontology annotation, molecular function: cutinase activity. The transcript has 3 exons. Bases 1 to 672 code for a protein of 223 amino acids. Gene Ontology annotation, cellular component: extracellular region. Gene Ontology annotation, biological process: carbohydrate catabolic process.